AUGGCUCUGAGGCUGUGGGCGAGCUCAGCUGCCAAUGCCCUCAAGAUUUCAAGCAGCGGCGCCAGGGCUGCUGCCCCGGCCUAUUCGAUCUCCAGAUACUUCUCCACUGUUAUUGAUGGCUUGAAGUACACUUCCUCCCACGAGUGGGUCAAGAACGACGGCUCCGUGGCCACGAUUGGCAUCAGUGACCACGCCCAGGGCCAUCUCGGGGAGGUGGUGUUCGUGGAGCUGCCGGAGGCCGGCACGAAGGUGAGCCAGGGCGGAGCCUUCGGCAACGUGGAGAGUGUGAAGGCCACCAGCGACGUCAACUCGCCCAUCUCCGGCGAGGUCGUCGAGGUCAACUCAAAGCUGUCCGAGACCCCCGGCCUUAUCAACUCGAGCCCGUACGAGGAGGGGUGGAUGAUCAAGGUGAAGCCGAGCAGCCCGGCGGAGCUGGAGGGCCUGCUGGACUCGGCCAAGUACACCAAGCACUGCGAGGAGGAGGACGCCCACUAG
Triticum turgidum subsp. durum (durum wheat) is the source of this 495-nucleotide messenger RNA. The record is from the annotation of a GenBank genome assembly. Lineage: Eukaryota; Viridiplantae; Streptophyta; Magnoliopsida; Poales; Poaceae.